Messenger RNA from Strongylocentrotus purpuratus (purple sea urchin), 7142 nucleotides. Its product is annotated as histone deacetylase complex subunit SAP130. Gene Ontology annotation, biological process: negative regulation of transcription by RNA polymerase II. The transcript is spliced from 18 exons. Gene Ontology annotation, cellular component: Sin3-type complex. The coding region runs from base 140 to 3628 and encodes 1162 amino acids. The record is from RefSeq and is a predicted model, not a curated record. Lineage: Eukaryota; Metazoa; Echinodermata; Echinoidea; Camarodonta; Strongylocentrotidae.
UUCCUGGCGUGGUACACGGUUCAAACAUCGGAAGUACGGAGAGGAUCGUUUUGCGAAAAACGUAGUGUCGUAUCAAACAUUUUGGGAAAUUUACGCAAUUUACAAGGAAGAAGAAAUUAUCUUUUCCAAAAUUGGCAACAUGAGUAGCCACACCCUGCCCCCAGAGGGAGGGGGCGGCAAGGGGCCAGCCAGCCAGACUUCCUCGUCCCAACCCCCCAAACAACAGCAGCAGCAGACCCUGACGCAAAAGCUCGUAGCAGAGAAGAAACCGCAGGAAAAAGCGAAAGUGAUUGUGCAGCCGGUUCACCCACCGCUGUCCACUACUCUGCCGUUACUGAGACAGAAUGAUUCACCAACACCUGUACAACAGCCGACACCUGCCAUCAUUGAAACUACAGUGCCAGUCAUCAAGUCAAGCAUUCCUAAUCUGAAGCAGCAGACUGUACCCAUUCUAUCAGGUGUCGCUUCCACCAAGCCAGCUCUGAUCCCUACUAUUCCCAUCUCCUACACCACAACCACCUCCACCGCCCCUACCACUACCCCCAUCACACACCCCCAUAGUACCAGCUCUGCCACGCCCAACACCCCUGCCGUAGUCACCACCCAGGCCCGUCUAGCGUACCCGCCUCUAAACGUCACCAUGACCUCUGUUGUUCCAACAAGGAUCACUACAACCGUUGCUGCGGCAUCAGGCGCGACUGCAGCAGCAGCAGCAUCAGCUGCAGGUGGUGUCCCUGUCUCAGGUGUCCAAGCCCAGUACAUCCCCUCUGUGCAAAAGCUACCACCCAACUCGUUACCUGCUGAAGUACCUGGUCAUACCAAAGCAGGCUUGGUACCCGCCUCACACCUGGUAGCGGGGGCUAAUAUGUUAACAGGGCAGGUGCCGUACAUCAGCGGUUCUCCUCUGGGGCUACAGCUACCCCCAGGCACACAUCCAUACUCUACACAGAUUCCACGUGGACCAACCUCAACUAAUCUUAGUCUGGCUGCCACUGGGAAGUCUGGGCUGACCACAGCCUUGUUGACCAGAGCUGGUGUCCCCCAAGGAGCAGUUAGUACUGCUGCAUUUCCUCAGCAGUCCAUCUAUGGUUACUCUCGCCACCAUGCACCGGGUCAGGUCCAUCUCUUAACGCAACAACGGGCAGGGUCACCAGGUGUCCUAACAGCUGGAGCCCUUCCUCGAGCUGCAUCCCCAGCCAGUACUCUGGCUUCAUCACAGCAACAUGAAUCAUUAAGAUUGAUACCUCACAUGAUCCCUUCAAGUCAAGGACUGAAACCCGACAGCUCGACCCAAGCCAAGGUUGAACUCAAGAUGGUCAUCAAGAAAGACACGACCAAGCCGGAUUCCUCUACCAAGACCGACGCCAAAGCAGACACAAGGCCAUCAUCGCGGACAGAGACCACCGAUAAACCUGGAGAUGCAAAGAAGGACGGGAAAGCAGAAGAACGUAUACAAGGAGUCAAGCUAGCCGUUGCCAUGGCGUCUGGCAAGGGAACGUCGGCUUCGGAGAAGGACCCGAGGGACGACGUGGCUCGAAGUGCUGCAGAGGCAACAAAGGUCGAGAUGCGGUCUUCGGAAGGCCGGGUGGAGAUGAGGGUCGAUGUGAGACCGAUUCAUAGAGGUCCGGAGGUGAUGGGACCGAGAUGGUCCGUACCGCAGAGAUGGGGUGGUCUCCCACCGUCGGGGCCCACAGGGGGUCUACCAAGUCACAUGAUGACCCAGGUUGUAACCAGCGUAGGGGGUAUGCUUCAUCCAAUCUCAUCAGUCCCUGCAGGUACUCCAAACACUUCAUCACAUCCAAUGGUACGGGCACCCCCACCCACGACAUCAUCAGGCACAGGAGCAUCACAGCCCACUGCAACCAAUUCAGGCACCAUUCCCGUUGCUAAAGUCUAUCCCCGCCAACAGCAGCAGCAGCAGACGCAGCAGCCCCCUCCCCAGGUACCCACCUCCCAGCGGUUCCCCAUGCUCUCUGAUCAGACGGCGGGGCCUGCCUAUAUCCAGAUGCAUCGGAGCUCACCGGGCGUGACCGCCAGUACCCCGGCCUCCACCCACCCUGCUACCAUCUCCACCACGGUGCCGGUCCCCCACACCACGCCCGCGGGGGCAACAGAGGUCAAGAUGGAGAGACCACCGCCCCACGGAUAUGCCCUCUCAUAUUAUUAUCAUCCAGAUUUAGGUUACCAGCAUGCUGUUGCUAUGCAACAAUAUCCUGGUCGUCAUGGUUACAACCCAAUCAUUAGACCGCCUGUUGACGGUCAACACCGAUUACCUCAUCACCCUGGCUCAUCGUUGAAUCAGAACAGUCCUGUUGCAGCAGCAUUAGCAGCUACGACCCAUGCAGCCAAUAUGGCUGGGGCCCCCGGAAGGCCAGGCCAGCUGACUAUGAUGGUUGGAGCAGAUCACAGGCGGCCUAUUGGAUUGCAGGGAUCAGCUGAGGGCAGUGUUCCUUCGUUCACGAUGGCACAGGUACCGCCCGGAGCCCUGGGGUUGACCCAGGGUCAGAUGCCUCCAUCCUCCGCAGCCAAUCCCGGUGCUUCCCCUCGACCUAGUAUUCUCAGGAAAAGAAAUAAUGAUAGCGCAUCAAGCCGGAAACCCGUCAUGGCCAGCGCCGUCAUGUCACAACCAGGUAGCCCAGGGGUCAAAGUUGAAAUCACAAGAAUACCGGUCACAAGUAAUUCACCAAAGCCAAGUGAUUCAUUACCCAGUAGUCAACAUUCAGAGAACAGCAACGCCUCUGAGACCAGCACAGAUACUGCACCCCUCUCUACCGGUAGUGGUCCCAUCUCCACCGGUCCUGGUCCUAUCCGCAUCAAGCAGGAGACGGAUACCAAUGGCCUGGACCUGGUACCCCUCGGUGGUUCGGCCUCGACGCACGAGAACAGCAUUAGCAGUUUGGCGCCCUCAGUAGGUAGUACGGAGGAAGUGGGUCCAUCGCCGAGAAAGAAACCAAGGAAACAGCAGCACAUUAUUGCCACGGAACAUCCGAUGAUGCUGGAUGAUCAGUCAACGGAUGAUGAGAAGGAGACCAAACAGAAAGUGCCUUUCAAGCUGCAUAAGAAAGAGAAGAAAGAGAAGAAAAAUGCUGCUAAAGCAGCAGCCGCGGCGGCAGCAGCAGCCAAUGCAGAAGCAGAGGCCAUGAAAGUGGUACAGUUCUUCAAGAGACCAUGUCCAAGGCUGGUAGAUAACUACAGACAAUCCUGGAAACCAGCUCACAAUCACUUUGAGAAGUACUCAGAUGUCAAACCUAAAGAAGAGAAGAAGAUUGGUAUUCAUGAAAUUGCCAACCAGCGAGGUAUUCUAAAGAAGACGGAUGGCUGGAAAAUUCAUCAUAUUGCCUACCAAUUUGAGGAUUUAAAUUCAAUGGAGAAGGAUUGUUAUGAUGAGAUGAAGUCAAUGAAGGAUGGUUUACAAGGGAUGAACAGCAACAGCAAACUGAAGGAAUCAGAAACGCAUAAACUCUCAGAACUCGUACAGGGGUCGAUACAAAGGAGUCAGUACGUGAUGGAAUAUUUAGAGGAAGCGAAAGGAACAAUACUCAAGAUGCUCGACCACAAGACAAAGGUUGCCGGCAUCGUCAAGAAACACGCAAACAAGAGACAUGUCAAGAAAAAGCACAGUCCCUGAGUCCAAUGGCCGGGCGUUCACGUCGUGUUCUCGGCAACAAAAAAACUCUCACCGUGGACAAUCAUUAUUUAUAGGGUCAGAUGGGGUCAAAGUAUGUUAAGGUCAAAUCAAAUGGCAUCAGGUCAGUUCAGCAGCGGUUCAGCAGAGAUUUUGCAUCUAUAAUUGAAAUAUGGCGAUACCAACAGGUUGGUCUCUAUUUACAGGGAGCUCAAUGCAUGGUGAGAAAGCAGACUGGAUCACAAUGGGGAAUCCCCUGCGAAAAUGCAAUCCUUGAAAUCUACAAGCCAUGAGGAAGUACUCUUUUGUCCUCCCUCUCUCUCUCUCUCUCUCUCUCCCUCUCUCUCCCCCUCUCUCUCUCUCUCUCUCUCUCUCUCACGCUAAUCACCUGCAGAGUACAGCAAGGCGAGACCGAGCAUUGGAAAUGGAUGUAUCACACGCUCAUAUAGAUAUUGAAACUCCGAAGCCUUGUCCACACUUGACACGGUAGCCACCCUAAAGAAAAAUGAGCUGCAGCAAAAUGGAAACACUGUGCAUGCAAGUAAAUGGCUAGUGGAGAAGAUUGAAAGUAGCUACAAGCUAUGAAAGCUCCUGAGCAUACCUGUUUAUCUCAAUGUAUGAGAUGCAGAAUCAUGAAGUGCACUACGUUUACUGCAUUUUUGUUUUAUGAUGCUGCAGCAUUUUUUGUUUGAUGGUUAUCAUUUUGUGUGAACAAGGCUUCUGCAUAUCUGUGAGGGAAACUGGACACAAAGUGCACUGAAUUUAAUAGCCUAAUAUGAACAUCUGGACCCUGUUUCAUAAAAAUUGAUAUCAAUAACAAGUUACAAGCUACUGUUAUAAGCUACCGAAAUCAUGGCAUCUGAUUGGCCGAGAGCAAAUUUGUCAUAGAAAUAUAGCGUUUGUUAUUGAUAAAAAGUUUCAUGAAACAGGCCCCAGAAUGUGUGACUUGUGUACUGCGAGUAAAACAAGUUAUACUUCGAGCUAUACCAUUAAAAAUAGAUUUGAUAUGGAUGAGUAUUUAGACAAGAUUUUAAUUUCCUCACAUUACAAAGCAACUGAGAAGUGUUAUUGAAGAAUAAAGCCAUAGUUUACUGGAAGUUGACAUUUAUCGCACAAAUACAAGGAGUGACGGGACGGGGUGUUAAGGGGAGUCGUUUAUGAAAGAGGUGCUAUUUUUGAAACCUUGGUUAGAUGCAUUUGAUGUGAAAAACAGUUGAUGAGUUUUUUUUUCUGAUCAUGAGAUUUAAGUACAACUUCGGUGCAAUGAUUUUAGCAGGGAACAAAAAUCAUGAUUUUAUUGAUUUGUUCUGAUCAGUUUUCUUGAAAAACAUUCCAUGUUGGGAAUAUAAAGAAAAAGAGGGAUGUAGCAAACUACAAAGUGUGUAAUGUAGCAUGGCCUGAUACAUGCAUGGGCACAGUCUACAUUGCCCCCCCCCCCCCCACCAAUUAUUUACAUGGGGCCAAUGCGUACAGACCCUAAUACUGUCGCUCUGGGCAUCGUUUCAUAAAACCGUCAUGAGUACAUGUUCACCGAACAUCCCAUUCAAACGUGCGUUAAAUUCAAUACAUUCGUUUCAAUGAGAUGUCAGUGAACUUGUACUCUUGACAGUUUUGUGAAACGCUCCCCUUCACCCCUUAAUGACAAAAGGUGAUAUGGAGCCCAGAAUAUUGAUUUCAAGAUAUUGUUUGUUAAUGGCUCACCACCUGAAAUGAGAGGGUGGAGGUUGUUGUGAGAUAUUUAUAGAACAAACCAAAAACUAUGUCUUAUAGAACAAACAUUCAUUACUUCAGAGUUGGUGAGUGGCUUUGAUAUUUUGAAACUUAUCAAGCCAUUCAUAUGACGUCCCAGCCUCUUUUUCAGUCAUGCUCAGAUUAAUUGAUGAGGGUGCGACUCAAAGCAUUCUCGACUAGAGACCUUUUUAGCGUAACCAUAGAUUUGAAGGCGUCGUUUAACAAUGCCAAAUCUGAGAUGCAAGGCCCUACGUGUUAUCAGUGUCUCUGAUAUGGUGUAAUAUCAAAGCCCUAAUAAAUUUGCGCUUCAAAAAAGUAAGAAUCUUUGAGUGAACGGUUUUACCAUACACAUUUUCCCCAAUAGACGGUAAUGUUAAAAAAAUCGUUGGGAAAACAGUUUUUGAAAUUAUCUUGAUAAUCAAACAUGCGAUUGGCUUGUAAAAGUCAUGGGAUUCACUUCUGACCUUAAGUUUUAUAAUUAUGAUAGCAGCACAAACUAAAUCCAGGAUUUUGUUUAGAAUCAGAGGCAAAGUUACCCAAUACCUUGAAUGAAACUAAAUGAAUGGUGGCUUUAAAGGUAGUGUCAACUCUUUGCAAUGGGUCACAAACAGUGGGAGAGGGGGGGGGGGGAGGGGGGAAUAGAACUGAACAUUGAGCGAUUUUAGCUCUCGAAAGCUCCAAAAGAGCGCUGGUAAAUUGUAAUGGAGCUCUGGUAACAAAAAAACACGAUGAAAUACAUUUAUAUCACUGUUGAAAUAUCACAACAUUUCUUAAAAGGAGCCCCCGCGAACAGAACAUUAUUUUUGUACGUCUAAAUGCCCUUUGAGAAGUAGAAUGGUGCUUGGCAGACGACAUGGUUUCAUGCCGUGUCCUUAGCAUACAAAGAAUGUGUGUGACAUUUAUGAUUGGACAUGGCUGCAGCCUCUGUCAUAGUAGUAAUUGGUUACAUAACCUGUAAGGCAUUAUGACAAAGAAUUAUGAUUGCAAUUUUAUUAACGAAUAAAUGUUAUGUCUGCAUACUCGCUUCAUCAAAGAAAUCAUUACUUGCUGCAGGAAAGGUUUUUUUAAGAGUAAAACUAAUCUGAAAUUUUGACAAUUUGAGGCUUUCAGUCACACCAUCUGGUAGCUAUACUGAAAAGGCUAUUGAUGUAAUAAUCUAUAAUUGUCCUUUUCUCUAAAUUAAAGCAAGCAGUGCGAGCUACAGUUGUUCGACACCUGCUCUCAUGACAAUUUUCUGAACUAAAAGAAUUCCUAACUUCAACCUUGGCUACAACACAAUCCCUAACCCUUACCCUAACUCUUAUCCUAACCAAAAAUCAACCUAGGACACAAUCGCAGCCCUGACCGUAGACCGUAAGCUUCAAUUCUUUGAAUGUCUGUUGUUCCACUGACUGCCUCUUGAUGGGGAAGGCUGAAAAAUGUCUUUUCCCCCUUUUUGUAACAAUAAAAGGAGGUUAUUUCUACAUCUUUGGAGGAAAAGUUGCCCAAAUGUUAGAUCCCCUGGCUGGAAGUACUGCGACACGAUCCGAGAGAGUGAAGAAAUUGCCACAUUUGGAGAUAUUAAGAGAAUGUUGUAUACAAAUGAUGUCAUAGUGAGUUUAUGUUGUAAUAUAUUGCUGUUGUCUAAGGACCAGUACUGGUUCAUUAUUAUUACUUUGUAUUAUACCUGUACAUAAAGAUGUCAAAUACCUGUAGCAUUCAGUUGAAUCUUUUGUUGUUGACUUUUUGAACAAAAAACAAAAAAAUUACAUAUAUCAGACGAACUAUGAUGUCUGGAGAAACUAAA